Molecule: messenger RNA, 649 nt
Organism: Lentinula edodes (shiitake mushroom)
Lineage: Eukaryota; Fungi; Basidiomycota; Agaricomycetes; Agaricales; Omphalotaceae
Exons: 2
Coding region: 204-533 (109 amino acids)
Cellular component (GO): NatC complex
Molecular function (GO): RNA binding
Source: RefSeq, a predicted model, not a curated record
GUUCAAUUGAGCAAAAGAGUAAUCCAAUGCCGGUGUAAAAAUUCGAAUUGAUGAUUUAUAGGAGUGCGCAAGACAUUGGCUUUGCGAGUUCGGCGAGAGACUGGGAGAGGAGCGGGUUGUGACACGUAUGGGAACGUGAGCUACGUGACUGACGCGCUGGCUUGUGACAGUAUGUAACGCCUACUUCGUUCUGAACCAAAUCUAUGGCAUCGUCCGCCACCAAAAUAUCUCCAAUCGAUGAGCUGCGACAACUCCUUACCUCGACCCUCCGUAUCACCGUUAAUGACGGGCGCAUUUUUCUCGGAUCUUUCAUCGGAACGGACCAACCAAUGAAUAUCCUUCUCGCAGAUACAGAGGAAUAUCGCAUAGAGAGCCUAGAGGCGGGGCAGAACGACCGCGAACCAAGCCCUGGACGCUUUGUAGGCCAAGUUUUGAUUCCGUGGAAGAUUAUACGGAAGAUCGAGGUGCAGGAGACUGCUCAGCCUCAGCCAAGGACGAGAGCGCAACCAAACUAUGAUGAAUAUGUUAUUUAGCAGGAAUCAGCGCUCAUUUCUCGGAUCAAUAUAUCUUCCAUAACUCUCUUUCGCGCGAGGGCUACCUUCCGUCAUUUACAGACUGGGAUGAACAUGAAUGAGUGUAUUGAUCGCCA